Molecule: messenger RNA, 4903 nt
Organism: Actinia tenebrosa (Australian red waratah sea anemone)
Lineage: Eukaryota; Metazoa; Cnidaria; Anthozoa; Actiniaria; Actiniidae
Biological process (GO): regulation of transcription by RNA polymerase II
Cellular component (GO): nucleus
Molecular function (GO): transcription cis-regulatory region binding
Source: RefSeq, a predicted model, not a curated record
GAAUCACCGAAGCGCUUGAAAUUAUACCCCAAACGCAAAAUUAAUGUAGAUGGUCGGCAGCAAUAGUUAUAUGACAAUUUUUCUCGUGAUUUUUGAGUUUAUUAUGUACUGUUUAAUAAUCUGCAUGGUAAAAAUGUGCUUGUUGAUCGGUGACGUUUGAUCACGUGGUGCUAAGUCUAAAACUCAUUUCAAUGUGUGGAUUUUGAAGGAUAAACUACACAGCAMAAUGAACGACACACAAGUGCAGUGGAUCGGUUCAAGUUGUGGACGGCAUGGAUCAUAUACGUUCUACAAGGGGUUUAAAAUAAAUUCUCGUGGAAAAGAAAAAAGCUAUUGCCUUGGCGAGUUCUACUUCGUCAGAAAUUCAGAAGAUCGUCCGAUCUGUAUAGCAGAACUACAACUCAUUUGGCACGACGCAAGUAUUGAUAGUAAACUCGCUUCCGCAAGAUUGUAUUUCAAACCCGAAAAUACUCCAUUAGGCAGGCAUUCAAUACAUGGAAAGGAUGAGUUGUUAUAUGCAGACCAAAAGGUCAUAAUAAAAUGUGAAGACAUGGCACAGUGGGAAUGUUCAGGGUCUUCGUGGACAACAGGAUUAAUACCUACAUUAGAAACAGACUUUGUACCCAUGAAAGAUGUCUGUAUCGAUAAAUAUACUGGAAAACCAGAGAACAAGUAUAGACUACAAAAUACACCUACUACAGAUGAUACUCCUACGGAGAAGAUCAUUAUUCUUACUUUUCAAGCAUAUUGUCGCUAUAUAGCACUACAAAAGAGACUGCUUACUGGAAUAACCGUUGCAAAAUCUGAAAUAACAUCACUAGGGGGUAUUAUUGCACCCAGUAAAUCUACCAAGAUUGUUUUCUGUAGAGAUUGUUUUAGCUGUCCAGAUCUUGAUCAGUUUCAUUUAUCUGGGGAACAUAAAGCUCCAGUACUGAAGGGCAGACCGAGAAAGAAGAAGAUCAGAAGCUCAACGCUUGCUAAGGAACUCAAACGAAAAAGAUUUCUUGCGGAUUUGGAACGUGUCAAGAAAAAUUUACCUUCUAAGAAAAUAAAGUUGUCUGAAAGUGAAGAGGGCACAGAGUCAGAUCUCUCUGAGGAGAGCUCUAAGUCAUAUGAAAGUAUGGACGAAGAUAAGCCUUGCGUUGCUGUUGAAACCCCACUAAACAAGAUAAGACAGCCGAAUGGUUUCUUGCAUAUGAAAAUAAAACAGGAGGCCAAAGUUAUAAGCAUCAGCGAAAAUGAAUUAAAGAACACUAUACCACCUCCUCUCGUACCAACAUCAAAAGUAAAACUAGUUCCUGCCUUACCACCACCAUUACAGAAAAUCAUCAAAAUUCAAACUGAAUCAUCCGUGGUUCCUAAGGUCGAUGCGGGACCUCCUCCUCUCUAUCCUGCUGCAGUGCAGAAAAUAGAAAGUGUCAAGAAGACAAGUCAAUCGGUCCCAAGGUUGUUACCUCGAGUAGAUGUUCCUGGCAAUAACCGAAUGCAAGGGAAUGAGAUUUCUUCGUCUUCUUCCAAGGCGUAUACAGCCAUUAAAAGUCGUAGUAUUGGAUUGGCAUCCUCUAGUGCGUCACCGACUACGACCGGGACUAAGCCCGAAAUGUCUACGUGUAACGGGAUGAAAUCUGUUGAUCCACUUUGUAACACGGGCAAACAGACGCUAGUGGAUGGUAAGUCGAGCAGGGUCCAGCCUUCUGAUGACAUGAAAAUGGAAGGCAAGGAGAACCAGCAGGACAGUAACAAGGCAGAUGUGAUGAUCAAGACUAAGAAGAAAAGGAUCAGGCAACCUUGUAACGUAAAAGAACUCAAUGAGGAAUUUGCCGACGAAGAUGAGAAAUAUUUCAUGCGAUCUUUGCGUGAGUUUAUGAAAUCGCGAGAUACCCCAAUAUCAAAGAUACCAGCACUAGGAUUCAAGCGAGUUAAUCUAUGGACAAUGUAUAACACCGCACAGAAGCUUGGCGGUUAUGACAUGGUAACAUCCAAGAGGCUUUGGCGUCAAGUAUAUGAUGCAUUAGGAGGUAGUACCACCAUCACUAGUGCCGCUACUUAUACACGACGACAUUACGAGAGGCUGCUACUUCCAUAUGAAACCUACGUACGGAGUCAGUUGAAUAAUAAAAAAGGUCUUCCUGAGCAAACCCAACUUCCAAACACCAGCAGUGGCCAAGACAGCACCUCUAAAGGGCAUCCAAUCAACAGCACCAACCAAGCCGGUACGACUACCAUAGACGAAAAUAACUCAGUUACAAAGGAUAGCAAGACGCAGAGUAGCCAUGACAAUCAACGCGGUACUGAUAGCCAACCAAUAACAGCCACAUCCAAUAAUAACAACAGUACACUUGCUAGUCUUAAGGCAUCAAACGAUAAUACGGAUCUUAUUAAGCAGUCUGGGUCAACCAAGGCGAACGCACCCGUUACCACCGAUAGUAAGUUACUCAUAAAGAACAAUAUUUCACGUCAUAGUGCCAGUAGCUCAGUGGUCAAGGUAAAACCUAACGGUGUGAUAGCCCCGUAUUCUGUAAGCGUUCAAAAUAUUAAGAAAAACAAUGUCACUUCAUCUUCAUUUGUCGUCGUCACGAAAUCCAUCAACGAUCAAUCAGCACCUUUAAUUCGAAGUUCUACCAUCGCAUUGCCAAAAACGUCCUCUGCAUCUACAUUGAUUAAUAAGCUUGAUACCCAUGGGUCAUCGAACGUGAUCCAAAACGGCACGACUGUGACACCAAGAACAACAGCACAUGAAUCAGCAUCAUCGCAUUCCUCGCGUACAAUUAUCAUCAAAACACCAGUGAAGAACCCAACACCUGAGACUUAUCCCUUGUCUAUCAAACAUGAAGCGGUUAAAGUCGUUCAAGUGCAAAACCCACAAAACCAUUCAAUUGGACCGCCUCAGCAACAGGUCAGCGUGACAUCUCCCAAAAUUUACCUCCCACAGAAGCAGUCUUCUCAGAGUAAUACUAGCAAAGAAAAUGUUGGUCAUCGUGUGAAUUACAUGACUAAAAGUGGUCAUCCCGUGUCAAAUGAAGAAGGGCGUACUUUCGCUCGAGAAAAAGCAUACGAGCCAGAAAAGCGUAGUAGUGAACCCACUCGUACUGCUGCACAGAAUAGCUCGAAUCACAAGAGAGAACUCAAGCACGUGGGAGAACCAAUUUAUCAAGAUCACACUCCCCAUCACCAAACUGGUAACGUACGGGACUCGCGCACUUAUGAAGCCAGCUCACAGCAAAAUAUCGGAAGAUCUUCCAACAAGCGAAGAGCGCAGAAUGAUUUUAUAGCAAGUGAUGAAAUGAAAAGAAAAAUCCCAGAUGAAGGUUUCCCUCAUAGAGUAGUUUGCCAUAAUCAAGGGGAGCCCAUAGCAAAGCGAAGGAAGACACCAAGUCCUUCUUUAACGAAGGUCACAAAUCAACCGCAAGACGUCAUUCAAGAUGUUACUACACAGUCUCACGGUACGUGUCAUCUUGCUUACCGUCAGAAUGAUGCUAUCUAUUCAUCCUGCCACACAAUCAAGGCACAUGACGAUGGAUGUGGUAAGCUUUAUAAUGCCCAUGCAGGUUUUAACCAAGGAAUUCAAAACGAAAGAAAAGUUUCGCAUCUGGAACAGAUUCCCGUCCAACAAACAAACUUCCAAAAAGAAGUUGUUGACUUGACUGAAAGUAGCGUAGCUAAAACGUCAGCUAGCGAUCCCAUUGCUUAUCCAAAACCUUCAAAGUCUCCUUCGUACACGAGGAUUACACAUACAAAACAGCAGUAUUUAGUAGAAGAUUCUUGUCAAAGAACUGAACCACGUCUCUAUGGAAAUGUGCAUAACACACGCGUGAACCAAAGUAAGAAUUUAACUGCAUCACUUGGUCAUCCUGAAGAUAAACAAUCUAAAGAUUCUCAUUUAUCACGUGGACACUACAAAGAAACCUACCCUAAUCCACAACAUAACUUCAGGCUAGUGGAGGAAGUAAAGCUACCGAUGAGCGUUGAACGUAAGCAAAGCAAAGUAAAAGUUGAACAAAAUCAAUUGAACUCGGAAGUCCAUCGGACUAUUACUCAUCGUACAUUUGCUGAGAGUCCCGAUGAACACUUUCAAGAAUGGCGACGAAGACAGGGAAUGACGCAAUACCCCGCCUAUAUAACUGUAAACCAAAAUGAACAAACAAGACGUUCAAGUAUAACAGAACAACCAGUAACAAUGUGUCCUCAUACCCCUCCAAUUGAAUCAAGGUACCUCUACGUACAGGAGAAUGGUGCCAUGCAUCCUCGGGUAAUAGAGGAGGUUCCUCUAAUCCUCUCGUCCAAGCCUGGAAUGUACUAUCAGGAAGAUUCCUUCUAUAGUGGGGUGCCAUUUUAUCACGGAGGAUGGAACACUGCAGGCGUCGCUGAUGGAGUAACAUUCAAAGGGGAUCCAGAGACUAUUAGCAACAACAGUCACCUCAGAAGUUCGUCUUGUAUUUUUAUGCCAACUUCUCAAAUGUUUGGAUCAGCUGUACCCAUAGCUCCUUUAUCACCGCCAGUACUAAACCAAGAUAACGUGAUGUCUGGACAGGAAACAGUCAGUAUCCAUCCCCAUUUACUGAUGACUUCUUCAUACUCUCAUAACCACCAAAUGGUUUCUCAAAAUCCUACACGUCCUUUGCAUUCCUAUACUUAGGCAUAAAGCGGUUUGUAGAAAUAUCAUGCAUUUGUUCUGUUUUGAAAAUAUGUCAAGACCCAAAAACAUUUCGCAAGCCGUAUGUGUACAUUUUUUAUACAGUCAAUGUCAUUAACGUUGUCCACCGAAAAGAGACAUGUACACAUUUAGGCUAAAAGAUAUAUCACGUGUUUCAUUAUGUAUUCUUUGCCUCGUGUGCGUCAGCCUGAACUUUAAAUGUAAAAUUCAAAACUCGUGAAUCCAAAAUCCAGAAUGCCCUGACCAUUU